AUGGCGGCUCACAUCAGCCACAACAGACUCAAGGCCAAGGGCGUGGGCCAACACAACAACGCCCACAACUACCGAAACCAGAGCUUUGAGGACCUGCAGGAGCUCUGUCUGAGGAAGGGGGAACUGUUCAAGGACCCCGCGUUUCCUGCUGAACCCACUUCUCUGGGCUUCAAGGACCUGGGCCCCAACUCCAAAAAAGUGCAGAACAUCAGCUGGCAGCGGCCCAGGGAAAUCACAAGCAACCCUCACUUCAUUAUGAACGGGGUCAGCCCCACGGACAUCUGCCAGGGGGUGCUGGGGGACUGCUGGCUGCUGGCUGCCAUCGGCUCCCUCACCACGUGCCCCAAGCUGCUGUACCGCGUGGUGCCCAAGGGGCAGAGCUUCAAGAAAAACUAUGCUGGCAUCUUCCAUUUUCAGAUUUGGCAGUUUGGGCAGUGGGUCGACGUGGUGGUGGAUGACCGGCUACCCACAAAGAAUGGCAAGCUGUUGUUUGUGCACUCGGGCGAGCGCGCUGAGUUCUGGAGUGCCCUCCUGGAGAAGGCGUACGCCAAGCUGAGCGGGUCCUACGAGGCCCUGUCGGGGGGCAACACGAUGGAGGGCUUUGAGGACUUCACGGGGGGCGUGACCCACAGCUUCGAGCUGCAGCAGCCCCCGAAGAACCUGCUGAGGAUGCUGAGGAAGGCCAUAGACCGCUCUUCUCUCAUGGGCUGCUCCAUCGAAAUCACCAGCGAGAGCCAGCUGGAAUCCGUGACCCAGAGGAUGCUGGUGAGAGGACAUGCCUACUCAGUGACCGGCCUCCGGGAUGUCUCCUACCGCGGCAAUAUGGAAACCCUCCUUCGGAUCCGGAAUCCCUGGGGCCGAAUGGAGUGGAAUGGAGCCUGGAGUGACAAUGCCAAGGAGUGGGAAGAGGUGUCCCCAAACACUCGGAAGCAGCUGCUGCACAAGAUGGAGGACGGGGAGUUCUGGAUGUCCUACCAAGACUUCAUGAGGAAUUUCACUUCCCUGGAGAUCUGCAGCCUGAUGCCCGACGCGCUCUUGGGGGACUACAAGAGCUGUUGGCACACCACCUUCUACGAGGGCAGCUGGCGGCGGGGCAGCACAGCGGGGGGCUGCAGGAACAACCUCGACACAUUCUGGACCAACCCCCAGUUUAGGAUCUCUCUCCUCAAGGAGGACGACGACCUAGAGGAGGAUGAAGUCAUCUGCACCUGCCUGGUCGCCCUGAUGCAGAAGAACUGGCGGCAGGCGCGGCCCCAGGGGGCCCAGCUGCUCACCAUCGGCUUCGUCCUCUACAAGGUGCCAAAGGAGUUGCAGGACACCCAGGAUAUUCACCUGAAGAAGGAGUUCUUCCUGAAGUACCCGGACCAUGGCUUCUCGGAGAUCUUCACCACCUCGCGGGAGGUGAGCAGCCACCUCCAGCUGCCGCCGGGGGAAUACAUCAUCAUCCCCUCCACCUUCGAGCAGCACAAGGACGCCGACUUCCUGCUCCGGGUCUUCACGGAGAAGCACAGCGAGUCCUGGGAACUAGAUGAAGCCAACUGUGCCGAGAUACUCCAGGAGGAGGUCAUCUCGGAGAGUGACAUAGACCCGGACUUCAAGCGUCUGUUUGAGAGAGUGGCAGGAGGAGAGGACCUGGAGAUCGGCACGUACGCGCUCCACAGGCUGCUCAACAAGGUGGUCUCCAAACUCAGAAACUUCAAGUGCAAGGGCUUCGGCGUGGACGUGUGCCGCUGCAUGAUCAACAUCAUGGACAAAGAUGGCUCUGGCAAGCUAGGGCUUCCGGAGUUCCAGAUCCUGUGGAGAAAAAUCAAGAAAUGGACGGACAUCUUCCAAGAAUGUGACGAGGACAACUCGGGCACCUUGAACUCCUACGAGAUGCGCUUGGCAAUUGAGAAAGCAGGCAUCAAGGUGAACAACAAGGUGACGCAGGUGCUGGUGGCCAGGUAUGCAAAUGACGACAUGCUCAUGGAUUUCGACAGCUUCAUCAGUUGUUUCCUGAGGCUGAAAGCCAUGUUCACAUACUUUCUAACUAUGGACCCCAAGAAAACUGGGCAUAUCCAUCUGGACCUGGACCAGUGGCUGCAGAUAACCAUGUGGGGAUAGAGGGGCUGCAGGAGCCUGGCUACCUACCACCACCACCACCACCACCACCACCAACCGCCCAGAGAGGCGGGCACUCUUCGCACUCUCAACUCUGCGAUCUGCUGGUGGGAUGGGCAGCUGGGUCCCCGAGGCCAUGCCUACUCCAUCCUCGCACCUCCGCCCCCAGCACCCAGCUCAGUGUUUCUGUUUUUCCCCAGCCCGGCUCCUGGAUUCACCCCACAGCCUCUCCCUCUCAGCACCCUUUAUUAAAGGCUAAGUGAGACUUCCCCAGGACUCCUGGCGGGGAGGCUCUCCACACUUUCUGUCCUGCCCACCCCUGCCUGCUGCCCACCCCUCCUGGCAUGGCCUCUCUCUCCCGCUCAGGGGCAUUAAUAUAAUAAGCGACACGCGGUCCCCGCUUCCGUGUCUCUGUUUCCAUGCCAGGAACAGACUGGCGGGAGCGGGAGUCACUUCCCCAGUGACUAAAGAGGGGCCCCGGUAGCUUUCAGUUGGAGCGGUACCACCCGCCUCCAGGGAGCAUUUGAAAUGUGUGGUUGUCACCAAAGCCAGAGGGCAAUGCCAGGGGUGCCUUCCGCACAGCAGGCCCUGGGAACUGUAUGGAGCCUAUGAGUACCAGGGAGCGGCAUCGAGGGGAGGUCUGAGCCAGGGGCCAACCAAGCCUCCCACUGGAGCUGCGUGGGGGCCCUGAGCCUCCUCUCUCGUCUUAGGGGUCCCCAGGGCCCUGAGCCUCCUCUCUCAUCUCACCCCUCAAACUGAGAUCUCAGGAGGUGGCAUGGCAGGUGCCUCAAAGGUUAAAAAAAAUCCAGCAGCCGCAAAAGCCAGCAGGUCAGAAACGAACUGACUCCCUGAGUUGGAGGCUGGAAGGGGUGAGAAGUGUGGCCACAGGUCAGUUCACUCCUGCCCUGAAGGUGCUCAGGUUCGCAUCAUCAUUAUUGUUAGAAAAUUGCUCGUGCCAGACUAGUGCCCUCACGGGAAGCAUCAAGAAAUCCUAGUGUUACCGAAUUUACCAGGCGACCAAAGCAUACACAGGAGUACCGGAGUUACAGGAAAAACCCAUUUAUUUUCAGAUGUGUCGCAUGUACCGGUACAGUGACUCAGGGGAGACCGUUUCUCUCCAAACUCUGAGCAAACCAAUAUGAAGGAAGCUCUCCCUUUAUACCCUUUUGGUUUCUUUGUCCCCCAAAUAUGGAUGACACUUCCGGACCUUUCACGGGCUUUGCAUAAAGCCCCGUGUGUUGGUGUUGGGAUGGGGACCCUGAGACCACGCCUAAAGGCCUGGCCUGGCGCCAGCACUGAUAACACCAGCACUGAUAACCUUGUCUGGGGGUUGUGUAUUGCUCAUGGUUUAUGGCCUCUAUAAAAUGGGAGUAGUACUUAGGUAAACAGGUCUUGCAAGAUCAGAUCAUUAAGGAAGUGGCAGUGACUAGGCUAUAGGCUAACAGGAAUGUGCAUUAGGUUACUGGCACACAUUAAGAUUGCAAGCCCCCAAAAUGUCUUAUUUUCCCCCCUCACUAGGUCCACCAGUUCUUGACGUUAAAGCCUGCCCUAGAUGCCCUACCUCCCCACCCCACCCUCACCCCGGCCUCCUCCUGCCGGGAGCCCACAGAGACUGCCCGCUGAAGCCUCCAGGGCACUUCAGUCCUCCAUCUCUCCAUGGUCUCUCCAGCCCGGCCUGGGGCCUGGGCAUGAGGGCUUUGUAGCCACUUGGAUAGGGACAGCCUCCAAAUUCCCUUCAAUCAGGGACCUGUCAACCCCAAAUGAGCCCCCCUCCAUCCUGGUGGGUGCUCACUUCCAGCUUCCCGGGGUAGCUGGCUUCCUGCUCCACUGGCUCUGACCCACACCUCUCAGGCUUAGUGGGGUGUGUGGUUCCGGUCUCCCUGGAUCUGGUGACUGACUAGGCAUCAGCCUCCCCCCACCCCUCCCCCGCUCCCUACACCCCCCCCCCACUGACUUCAAAGACUAAACUGAAUCUGCUGCCCCUCCCCCCACCGCUCUCCCUCCCUCUGCUCCCUGCUGUCUUGUCUGAGAGAGAAGGUCACACUCUGUGAAGGAGUCUCUUAAAGACUGAUUUCCCCCACCCCCACCAUCUGCCACCCUUUCCCACAGAGCGGCCCUGGUGGAAACAAUGAUCCUUUGGGCAGUCCCUGUUGGUUCUGGGGAGCCUGGCCUUCGCUCCUGGCCCUAGGCGAGAUGCUGGCUGGGUGGCCUUGGACAGGUUCUUUUCCGUCUCUAGCAGCCAGCCUUUUUCUCUUCUGUCAAUUAAGGGUGGCAAUGCCUAUCUCGGAGGUGGGGGCAGGGUGGGAGGAACAACUGAGAUAAGGAAAGUGAAGCAGCGUGCUCAGUGCUUGGCACCGAGGAUGGGGAAGGGGCCGCAUGUUAAACCUGACAAGCUCGAGGCAGGCCUGCAUGGCGCCGAGUUCUGCUGGGCGAGGGCACGACACCACUCAGACGGCACCUGGCCCGACUCACGCUGGGGUGACUCAACUGAGGCCACCUGGCAAUCCAGAUCCCAUCUCUGACAAACUGCCAUUCUCCACAGCUGCUGCCCCCACUUCCUCCCGGUCCCUCUCCACAGCCUCCAAUUUCUCUGCAGAGAUGAAGCCACAAGAGAGGAACAGCUCAGCGCGCCUUCUCGGUCCGGCAGAAUACACCCACAGCUUCAUCCUCUGGUCUCUGAGAAAGAGGGGUCUAAGAUGUGCUAAAAAUCUUGCCAUGGCAACACAUGGAUGAAAUGUGGAGUGAAAUAAGUCAGACACAAAAAUAAACACCGUAUGCUCUCCCUUAUCUGUGAAAUCCAAACAGAAACAACAACACACACACACAGAACAAACUGGUGGUUGCCAGAGGCAGGGGUGGAGGGAAAUGGGUGAAUGUGGCCAGACGAUACAAACGCCCAGUUAUAAAAUAAGUCAUGGGAAUGUCAUGUCCAGCGCGGUGACUGUAGUUAGCAAUACUGUACUGCAUAUUUGAAAGUUGCCAGGAGAAUAGAUCUUAAAAGCUCUGUGGAUGAAAAGGGGCCACAAGCUAACCUGACAAGCUCAGGGAAGGCCUGUGUGGCGGCCUUGCAAAUUCAGAGACCUAAAGUAACCACAAAGGAUGGUCUGAAAUUAAAACUUUUUAACCAAAAGCAGUUGAUGGUGGGUAAUGAUGUCCUAGGCCAGCAUUUUCCCCGACAAAGGUCAAUCUUUACCCUCACUGAGCCUGUCCAUUGUCUUUUUGCAUCUAUGAUAACAUAUCAUUAGAAUGUCAAAGUAAUUUUCCUUUUUCCAGACCCCUCAAAGCACAGGCACCG
This is a messenger RNA of Myotis myotis, 5395 nucleotides long. RefSeq names its product calpain 11 (gene CAPN11). The transcript is spliced from 21 exons. Gene Ontology annotation, biological process: proteolysis. Gene Ontology annotation, molecular function: calcium ion binding; calcium-dependent cysteine-type endopeptidase activity. Gene Ontology annotation, cellular component: cytoplasm. Bases 1 to 2103 code for a protein of 700 amino acids. The record is from RefSeq and is a predicted model, not a curated record. Lineage: Eukaryota; Metazoa; Chordata; Mammalia; Chiroptera; Vespertilionidae.